This is a messenger RNA of Exserohilum turcica Et28A, 579 nucleotides long. RefSeq lists its product as uncharacterized. The record is from RefSeq and is a predicted model, not a curated record. Lineage: Eukaryota; Fungi; Ascomycota; Dothideomycetes; Pleosporales; Pleosporaceae. Gene Ontology annotation, biological process: maturation of SSU-rRNA from tricistronic rRNA transcript (SSU-rRNA, 5.8S rRNA, LSU-rRNA). The coding region runs from base 1 to 579 and encodes 192 amino acids. Gene Ontology annotation, cellular component: nucleus. The transcript has 2 exons.
AUGACUUCAAUAUUCGGCCCUAUCGCUGAGGAACACCAGGACAAAUUUGAUCUCGGAAUUUGGCACGCGCUGUUCAACUGGGCCAACCUCACCGUCGCCGUACAAAACCAAUGGGGAGGCCCCGACUCUUCGGAUAAGCGCGACUGGCUUGCAGGCCAGAUUUCAGAGCGCUUUGCUGCAGAGCCUCUGACAGACGCCGAGGAUGUGGAAGUCAUGCUUCUGCAGGUCCUCGAGGAUGAGUUCGGCGUACGGUUAGAAGACGAGACCGAAGUGGCUGUCGCACGCGAGAUCAUGACAAUACGCAAGGAGCUUGGCGAGGGCAACACUGCAACGGUAGACGCACUCCAGAAGAAGUGGCUAGAGAGGAACGGCAAAGAAAUCUCGACUGGCAGCGUCAAUAUCAACGAGACCAAUCAAGAGGGCGAAUGGGACAGCGUGGAUGAGGAGAGCGACGACGACGACGGCGACACGGACAUGACAGAUGCGCCUGCGCUUGUGCCUGCGAAGCCCAAGCAAAAGCCCGAGCCCGAGGUGGACGAGGACGGCUUCACGACGGUCGUGGGAAAGAAGAAGAGGUGA